AUGGCCCUCAAACAGUGGUAUCCAAAGCUGAGGCUUGGUUUAAGUUUAAGAGCCUGGAGCUCCAAGGUGCGCACAUUCGGUCAUGAACUCGAAGAGGAGGCGUCUCUCACUACCGAAACAAUUAAGGACGCGGUCAAUUUGCAUCGGCUCUCUGUCUGGACCAAGCAAUUGCAAGGCCAGCUCAGCAGAACAUAUCAAGGGUCCGAGGAAGAGUUAGUUUCUACCUUACAGGUCAUGAAGAAGGCGUACAAUGUGUACGAGAUGGGACCUGUUGGGUACAAUUACAUCUGGAUGGGCGUUCAACUUGGCCACUCUGAUGUACCGCGCAGCAUUCCAGCAUUCUUCCAAACCCAGUACUUUGAGCAACGCUUUGCAAUCUUCAGGAAAAAAGAUGGAGCGAUAGAUAGUCCGCCUUGA
Gamsiella multidivaricata is the source of this 417-nucleotide messenger RNA. RefSeq lists its product as uncharacterized. Lineage: Eukaryota; Fungi; Mortierellomycota; Mortierellomycetes; Mortierellales; Mortierellaceae. The record is from RefSeq and is a predicted model, not a curated record. Bases 1 to 417 code for a protein of 138 amino acids. The transcript is spliced from 4 exons.